Molecule: messenger RNA, 1032 nt
Organism: Soboliphyme baturini
Lineage: Eukaryota; Metazoa; Nematoda; Enoplea; Dioctophymatida; Soboliphymatidae
Source: the annotation of a GenBank genome assembly
GGGGGGGGCGCCCUGAGCAGGGAGGCCUGCGCGAAACGGGUGCUGGAAGCGCCAAGCCAUUUCCAUGCGAUUGCUUCAGGAAGAAGCGUUGGCUCCGCACGCCGCUCUGUGUCCCGGGAAGAGGGACGCGGUGGUCAUACCUACCAGUGCAGAGCAAGGCGCCACCGCUCCGUUCCUUUGAACGCGCUUAAGGGAGGGACACGGUCGGCUCCGCUUUCGCCCCAAGCCCGUCGGCUUCUCUUAGGCGGGGGAGAAGCAGCCCACACCCUGGCGGCUUGGGACUCUAUCCCAGGGCCCUGUGGGUGCUGCCAGCCUCUCUGUUGGGACAGUCGGUUGCAGGGAGAUGCAGUCGUUUCACGCAGGGGACUGAGCAGAGGCCCUUCCUCAAACGCUCUUCGUAAAGCGAGAAACGCGCGCGCGCGCGAGAAAGCGGCUCCCUUCCUGGGACUGCCGCGCCCAGGCUGUGGCAAGGGCCUCUCCCUCGGCAGCGCCUCGCGGCCUACACGUGAAAGCGGUUUCUUGGCUCGGAGUGGCAUGCUCCCCCCGUCCCAGCACCCGUCGCUCCAUGGACGGAGAUGCCUGCCCAAAGCUGAGCCUAAAUCCCUGAGAGAGCACCACAAACUGACCUGCACGAAAAAAGCCCGAAGCCUGGCCGUCUUUCGCGAAGAGACAGAGUCGCCCUCGCGGUUUGGGGCGGAAGCCGAAGGAAGCCUGCCUGCCGGGCCUCGGUUCGGGGGCCAGAUGAGAAGGCGGCUCCUUCCGUCGGCCUCAUCCAUGCAGUGCGCCAGGGCGUUGAAGGCGGCUCCUGCCAGGACAGUGACCGCGGGACCCCCCCAGCAGAGCACACACUCCAGGUCUGAAGGCCCGGGAGGAAUUCAGACAACCACCCCGCUUCUGUCAGCCGUCCGCCGGCAGUCGAUCCGGCCCCCACAGGAGCAAGCUUUAGGAGAGCGCUGUGCUGCACACCCGGCUCGCAAACAGGACUGGAGCGGGACGCCGGCCUGCAGGCAAACCUCUCUAGCGGCGCCCUGA